AUGCGAAGUGAGCAGGAGCAGAAGCAAAGCUGGAUUGAUCAGUACAAUCAACUGGCUAGCUGGGCGCAAGAAGUCCAAGCGCAAAUGCAACACAAAGAUUCAAAAAUUUCUGAACUUGCGGAUGAGCUUCAAAGCCGAUCUACAUCGAGAAACACAUCGAUUCAAAUGGACUCUGCCUCAGCCGCGGAGCUAGAAGAACAACUCACUGGAACAAGACGAGAUAUCGAAGGCUUCCGAAAACUUCUUGACAUGGCGAAAGAGCGCGAAGGAAACCUCAAAAACGAGCUAAACAAACUUGUCGAAAAACUUGAAGAUGCAGAGGAAAAGAUCUCAAACAUGGAGGAAAUUAAAAAUGAACUUGCUCAACGAAAAGAAGAAAUUAACGACUUGAAUCAUCAAAAAAUGAUUCUCGAGGGAAUCUUGAAAAAUGAACAGGCUGAGAUUGAACGCUCGAACGAGCAGUUACUUGAGCUCAACGAAGAAAUUGAAGAUUAUCAAAGAAAGGUUGAGCAAUUAGAAGCCGAUCGCGCUGUUUUGACGCAAGAAAACGAUCAUCACUCUGACAACGUUCUUGAAAUCAACGGAAAACUCGAAGAAAUGAAUGCUACUGUAGCUCGAUUGCGAGAACUACUGGAGCAAGCGCAAGACGAAGCGAAUUUGUUCAAACGCAAAUCUCAAGAAUACGAAGAGGAAUAUGAAAUCGCUACUCAGAAAUUGAAAGAAAUUGAAACGGAAAAGGCCGAAAAACACAACCAAAUCGGUCAAUUAAUUCAAGCAUUGAAAGCAUCACAGACUGAAGUGUCCCAAGCCAAAGACAAUGAGCGCCUUCAUUCGGAAAAGAUCUCAGUCCUGUCUUCCGAGAUCACAGAACUGCGCCAACAAUUAGCUUCGUUGGAGGAAGAACUCAAGCAGAAGCAAAAUCUGCUUUCGGAGGCAAAACAUCAAUGCCAGAUAAAAGACGAUCUUCUUCAAAGUUCUUCGUCUCAAAUCAGUUCCGAGAGAGAAGACCGUCUUAAGCUCUCUGUCGCUCAAGCCCACGCUGAAGAGCGGGUUAAAACGCUGACGGAAGAAAUUGACGAUCUUCAAGGAAAACUUACAGAAGUAGGCGAAGCACUCGUUCAGUCAAAUCUUGAAGUUUCAAGGCUGCUGCAGGAGAAUAUCAGGGUGAAAGAAGAGUCCGCGCGAGAGCUUCAACAAAGCGAUAAAAAUGCUCAAGUGAGACUUGAAUCUUUGAAGAAAGAGUUGGAAUUAGCAAGAGAUCAGCUAGAGCAAUUACAAAAGAUGUCAGCGAAAGAAAAGAGUAAUCAAAAUAACGAAUUACAAUCGCUUCAAGGGGAAAUUGCUACGAGAGAAGCGCAGUUUGAAUUUGAAAAGAAACAAGCUAAAAUUGAGUUUGAGUCUGAAAUUCAAAAGUUGACCCUGCAAAUUUCAAACCUGCAAUCUCAAAGAGAAAAUUUCGAAGCCUCGAUUGCCCGUUCUUCCGAGAAAAUCGAGAGCUUGGAACUUCUCCUUAGUCAGCAUGCGAGAUCAUUAGAGGACCAACAAAUCGAUUCUUCGUCACAAAUUGAAAAAAUAACUCUCAAGCUCAGUCAAAAGUCAGCUGAAAUGGCUGAACUAGAGGAAAAUCACGUCCAAGUAAAGAACAAGUCGAAGAAACUGUUGCUUUCUCAAAAACAGCUUUUGACCGAAAACAAGCAAUUGAAGGACAAAGUCAGUUCACUUACAAAAAUGCAGCAAGACUCGAUCGCCGCCUCAUCUUCAGUGAAUGAGGAAAAAAGCGCUUUGCUAUCUCAAAACAGCGAGUAUAGCGAAGUGAUCAGAAGCCAAACCGAGCAACUGGCGGCAUUAUCGACCCAAUAUACCGAAAUGGAAUCGUCAAAAUGCGCCUUGGAGAAGCAGAAAUCAAAACUUGACGAGGAACUGGCCCUUGUUUUUGAGAGAUUGAAAAUGGGAGAGAGUCAAUUGCUUGAGCUCAGUGAAAAAUGCAAAAUUUAUGAAAACACCAAUGCUCAAUUACAAUCAUCUUUCGACGCAGAUUCUGCUCAAAGAGACGAGGAAAAGUCCAAUUUGCUGGGCCAAAUAUCUUUAUUGAAGCAAGAAAAUGAAGAAAAUCGCCGGCAAAUUCACGCGAUUCAGCAAGAACGAGAUUCAACUGUAUCUAAAAUGAGACAGGAAAUCGAACAGCUGCAUUUGGUGUCGUAUGAAAGCAAGGAGCUGGCAGAUAGACUCGGCGUUUUGGAAAAUCAGCUUCAAGCGCAGACAUCAAAAAUGGAACUUGAAAAGAACGAUUUCGAGAAGACACGGCAAGAACUUGAAGUGCGAGUCCAAACAUUAACUCUUCAAAAUGAAGAACUGCUCAAAUCUCAGCAACCCAGCUCGACGCCUGUAGAUCCAGUAUUACAAUCGAAAUUGAUUGAGUUGCAAAGUCAGAACCAGUUCUUCGAGGGAAAGAUUAAUGAGCUCACUGACCUCAUUGAUUCGCAAAAGGCGCAAAUAAGCUACAUCAACGAUGAAAAGAACAACAUUCAAGAUGAACUUGCCCAAUUAUCCGCUGCCAAGGCCGCGGCUGAUCAAUUGCUGAGCUCGCAGCAUGCAGAAAUUGUACGGCUCAGCGACGAACAGACGGAGAAUGCGGAAUUCAUGGAUGAACGUGAACUGUUAACGCGAAAGCUUGCAGAACAAAAUGAUAUCCUCGUCAAACUUCAAUAUGCCAUCACUUCAGAAAUUGGCCAAGACUUACAGUCUGACUCUAGUUUCCGCGAUGAUCCCUCUUCGCCAAUAAUUGAUCGAAUUCAAGCAGCUAUUUCGGCAUAUUUCCGUCACCAGCAAAACACCACGAUUGAGCUGGAAUCUGCAACUGAGAGUCUCAAAAAAUUAACUCUAGAGCGUGACCGAAUCCAAAAAGAAUACCGCGAAGUUUCUGAACAACUGGUAGAUCUCCAAAAAGAACGCGAGUCUUCGGGCGGUCAGUUCAUCCCUUCGCAACGAGAUUAUUUCUACUCUGAGUCUUCGCAAGGAAAUCAAGGAGACGCUGGAUUUAGUGAGGCUUUAGAAGAAGCGAUCCACCAUGAACGACAGAAAUUUAUCGGCGAGAAAGAAUCUCUUCAGCAUCGAGUCAAAUCGUUAGAAGCACAAGUCAACAACCUUGAAAACUUACUCGAAGAAGCGGACAAAGAACAAAGUCGAAAUCAAUCACAAAAUCAGUCGUAUUCAAACAAUAUUCAUUACGAGCAGCAGAAGCAAGAAAAUAUAAAUUCUAAUAACAACAACUUUUACUCACAUCAAGAACCCCAAGAAAACAACAAUAAAAAUCAGCCCGAGGAAAUUCAGAGUUUCAGAGGAUUUGAAGAUGCUCCAAGUUCAAACUUUUUCACUCCUGAUACAAACCCCGAGCUCAAGGACAAUCAAUUCGAUAGCUUCGAAGAGCAGGAUACCUCAACUGUUCAAAGUUUCUUUAAGCCCACCGACGAACCUCCGCAAGAAAUUGCUCCGACUCAACAACCGACCGAUAGUUUUGCUGAAACAACUGCGGAACAGCCCAAUUUCUUUACUCCAAAUGUCGACUCCAGUCAUCAAGAGACUCAACAAUUCGAGUCAUCGCACGCUCCAGCGCAAACAGUUUUCACACCGGCUGAAAAUGUCAAAAAAGAACUCCAAGGAUCAAGCUUCUUUACUCCAAAUGUCGAAGAACCGUCUAUGCCGGCAUUUUCACAAGCUCCUGAAACUGUUGAAAACAGUUUUUUCCCGAGUCAAUCCGAAAAUAAUACCGGAAAUUUCUUCGUCCCUAACUCUAGCGAUCAAGACAAAUUAAACAACAACUUCAUCCAAGAACCAGCUGCAGCGCAAUUUCACCCAGUCACUGAUAGCUUCCACGAAAAUCAAAAUACACCGAGUUUUUUUACGCCAACCAUGGAAACACCACCAUCUGUUCAACCAACCGAGCCUCCCAGCUUCUUUGUUCCGAAUUCCGCUCAAGAACCGGCCGCUCCCCCUCCUCAAGAAAAUUUCAGCGGAUUCCUGAGCUUUCCGGAAGAACAGACUUCUCAAGACCAAAUGAGUUUCUUCAAACCAAACGUUGAACAAUCUUUUGAUGCUCAAGGUCAAAAUCAAUCAUCGGCAUUCGAUAGUUUCUCCGAAUCAACUCCUCAAAAUUCUAAUUCUAUGGUCGAAGAAGAAAGCAGUUUCAGUUCGGCAAGCAAAUUCUUUAGCUAA
Molecule: messenger RNA, 4212 nt
Organism: Oikopleura dioica
Lineage: Eukaryota; Metazoa; Chordata; Appendicularia; Copelata; Oikopleuridae
Source: the annotation of a GenBank genome assembly